AUGCAUUCUGUUUUAUCUUCUAUUAAUGAUAUAUUCGAAAAAGGAUUUAUUGUGCAAUUUGCAUCAAAUCCUUAAUAACUAACUAUAACUGCUGAAAAUAUUUAAUAUGAUUGUCUAGUUGGUUAUCAAGAAAUAUCUUUCGCUAUUAGUAAAUUGAAUUUUAAUAAUCAACAAUACAAAGUAGACUAAGAGGAAGCAGAUAAUCAACUAUUACCUUACGGACUUUAAGAAAAUUUUGAAUAACUUAAAAUUGAUCAAUAUAACCUUUAAACUGAAGAAGGUGAAGUAAAAUUUGACUAAUGCCAUUUUAAAAGUGUGCUAGAAAGUAAAAAAUAAAUAAAAAAUAUAUCAUAAAAUGAUGAUUUUUCAUAUGACAUUUAUUAAAACUCUGAUGAGAAUAUACUUCAAGAAGCCUUAAACAAUUUAAGCAACUUAAUUAUGAAUUUGCUGACUAAAGAGAUAACUUUUAAUACAACAAUAGAUUUUUAACAUUUUAGAGAAUUCUUAACAAAAGAUAUUGUAAGCUUUAAAAAUAUUAAGUUUAUAGAAUCACAAAGGCUUUAUCAUGUUUUUGAUUAUACUUAAGUUGAAAAUUAGUUUAUUAAUAAUUCUAAUAAAUAUUCAUUUCUAAUAAGUUUGAUUGAAAGAAGAAAUUUAGCACUCCACCUAGAAAAUUUGGAUGUGGUGAUUGAAUGUUAAAAUAUAAAAUACCAUCCACAAGAGUCUAAUUGGUUUUGCUAUACUUGCUUUGAUAUAGAAAGAAAAGAAAUUAAAGGAAGUGACUACUUUUCACAAAGAGUAUUUGAUCUCAAAAAUAUUAAGACUUAGAAAUUAAAUAUUUACUUAAUUUAGGAUAUACCUAUAUUCCACGAUAUAAUUGUGCACCACACAAUUAACAAAGUAAGAAUUUAAGGUUAAUAAGGUUUUGGAGUUAAUUUUGUUUUUAAAAAUAACUCUCACAUCAACAUUGUAGAAUGGGAUGUUGAACUAUAUUCGCUUCCUUCUACAAUUUAUCUGCUGGAACAUUGUUUUUAAGGUAGAAUAGGUCAUACUGCUUAAACUAUUAAGGCAGAGCUUCAAUUUUCAAGGAGUUUCAGAUUCUACUCAAUUAUAGGUUUAUCAUCAUACUCUAAGCAAUAUGCUCAUAUAAACUAGGCCAGUAUUUAAAUAUUAGUCCUUUGA
Messenger RNA from Tetrahymena thermophila SB210, 1182 nucleotides. RefSeq lists its product as hypothetical. The transcript has 3 exons. NCBI's taxonomy places the organism in Eukaryota, Ciliophora, Oligohymenophorea, Hymenostomatida, Tetrahymenidae. The record is from RefSeq and is a predicted model, not a curated record.